Messenger RNA from Eruca vesicaria subsp. sativa (arugula), 207 nucleotides. The record is from the annotation of a GenBank genome assembly. Lineage: Eukaryota; Viridiplantae; Streptophyta; Magnoliopsida; Brassicales; Brassicaceae.
AUGUCAGACAAGCAAAACCUAAGCUACCAAGCCGGCCAAGCCACUGGCCAGACUAAGGAGAAGGCAAGUGGUUUGAUGGACAAGGCCAAAGAUGCUGCUGCUUCAGCUCAAGACUCCAUGCAACAUGCUGGACAACAGAUGAAACAGAAGGCACAAGGGGCUGCUGAAGCGGUGAAGGACAAAACUGGAAUGAACAAGAACACUUAA